This is a messenger RNA of Anastrepha obliqua, 1475 nucleotides long. RefSeq names its product DNA polymerase interacting tetratricopeptide repeat-containing, protein of 47 kDa (gene Dpit47). The record is from RefSeq and is a predicted model, not a curated record. Gene Ontology annotation, molecular function: Hsp90 protein binding. Bases 16 to 1311 code for a protein of 431 amino acids. Lineage: Eukaryota; Metazoa; Arthropoda; Insecta; Diptera; Tephritidae. The transcript is spliced from 7 exons.
UUUUUCACAUUCUGUAUGAAUUUGUAUUGUUGGAUUACUCGAAUUUCAGUGGGACUUAUCAGCACUCGGUUUUUAACAGUAAUUCACAUGCAUAGUGAUUUUCUAAACACUUUUCAAAAUAUGACUGAUGAGCAAUUGGCAAUGAAUAAAACAUGGACAGACGAGGAGCGUUUGGCUUUGGCCGCAAAAUUAGAUGAAGAGCUAGACGCAUUCAUCGACAGUUUAGAAAAGAAACGAUAUGAAGAAGGUUGGCCGGAAGAUCGUUGGCAAGAAGAAAUGGAUAAACAUCCAUUCUUCAUGAAGAAAGCUCCACAGCCUGGUGACGAAGUGCAUCCAAUGUUCGAAGGGCUGCAGAAAUUAAAAUACGACCCGGAAGAGAACACUGCUGAGGAGCUUGCUCUUAAUUAUAAAGAAGAUGGUAAUUUUUAUAUGAAACAUAAAAAGUUUCGCACUGCAAUAUAUAGCUUUACUGAGGGUUUAAAAGCUAAAUGUGAUAAACCGGAAGUGAAGUCAGUGCUGUAUAAUAAUCGUUCAGCAGCGCAUUUCUUUAUCAAGAAUUAUCGAUCAGCACUUAGUGAUGCUCAACGCGCUCUCGAAUACAAUAUUGAUUAUACAAAAGCUCGUUGGCGUGCCGCUCAAUGUGCCUUUUAUUUGAACAAAUUAGAAUUGUGUUCCCAAUUGUGUGAAGAAAUGCUAGACCGAGACGAAAACACCAAAGAAGCCAGAGAUUUGUUAAAGAAAAGUAAAACGAAAAAGUUGGAAAUUGAACGUGAUCUACGCAAAGAAGCUGCGGAAACAAAGAACCGUCUUGGGCGAUUACAACGCUUGUUUGAUGCGUUACAAUUACGAUCCAUUAAAUUCGAUGAUCAGAAGAAAAAUAUGCCCAUCACAGAAGAGUUGCUGCAUCCGAAAUUCUUACCUUUAGAAGAUCAUCCAGUGCAUUUAGACGAUGACAAUGAGACUCUAAUAUGGCCAGCAGCUUUUUCUUAUCCAGAAUUUUUAUUUAGCGAUUUUCAACAAGAACUGCCGGAGAAUGCAAUGAUGGAAGAUUGCGUAAACGCUUUAUUCAAGGAGCCAUUACCAUGCGACAAAUCUAAUAGAUAUCGUUCUGGUAAUAUAAACGUCUACUAUGAGAAUCGUAAAGUGGGUUGUGUGCAUAAAGUUGAUUUAAAUAAGACCAUUAACGAAAUUUUGAAUGAGAAGGGGUUCUUUGUCACUGGUGGUUCGCUGUUGUUUUAUAUUGUGCCGAAAAACUCACGGGUCGAACAAGAGUUCGUUAAUCAGCAGAGGAGACCAUUGAUAUAUGCGUAAAUUAAUUUACGUAUACGUCCAUAUCAAUACUUAGGCUAAAGAUUGUAUAUUUGUAUGUGUGUUCACGUGUUUAAAAAAAUGCUACGUACAUGGAUUAAACAUUUAUAUGAACCCCCCAAUUUUCGUAUUGCCCUUUCGAACUAAAAGAGGUAGAGUUUAUGUGC